UUUGAGUCAGCGAUGAUAGUGAUGAUUUAUUUUCAGCCUGAAAUGUUUUGAGUUUUAUUUUUACAUAGGCCUGUCUGUCCUAUCCUGUUCUCUCCUUAUAGCUAAAACUCUCUUUGUUCGAAAAAAAUAGAAUUCACCACCUUAUUCCAACACAUUGGAUGUUAAUAAUGGAUUUGAAGAUGAAUACGGGAAACUUUCUCAUUGUACAUUUAUUUAAAAAGCUAUCAUUCAAAUGGGUUGUUUAUUUAUUUAUUUAUGUAUUUGAUGCAUUUAAACAACACCAACAAUACUUAAAACUAGAAAGAUAAACUAUUUUGUGUUCUGAUACACACAUAUACACACUCCUCUUGAUCACAAGGUCAUAUAGUUUAUAUCUACCCUCAUAUAUUAUGUCUGUCUAGCCAGUCAACCAUUAACCAACCACCGGCAAACUUGUCAGGCAUAGUAAUAAUCAUACACAACAUACCAUUCCCAUAUAUACCUCUUCCUAUUUAAAAAAAUAAUAAUAUUUAUUCAACUUUCAAUAAUAGCACAAGAAGAAAUGUACAAUGCACAAUUGUUGUCUAUCGGGGGUGGAUACACAUACGCUUAGAAAAGUUCACCUUACAGGAUAAAACAGCACAUCAGGACUAGUGUUGUGUUGUGCUGUAUUGUACUGCGUUGUGUUGUAUUGUUGUUAUAUUGUGUAUACACGCACACACACACACACACAUACACACAACAUUUUGAUUAUUAACCAAGAAAACAAUCAUUCAUCAUCAUUAUUAUAUCACACUUAUCUCACAUGGCAAAAGGAUUUUUUUAAUUAUGAUCAUUAAUAAUAAUAAUAGUGAUAUUGGUAAUAAUGAUAAAUAUAAUCAUAAUAUUCAAGCGAUGAUACAUUCUUGAUUGAAUCAGUUAGUAUGCAUAACAUUACAGUGUACAAUGUUAUUAAAUUAGAUAUAUAUACAUAUAAUGCAUUAUAUGUGCGUAUAUAAGAAAAAAUAAUUUAUGUUCUCUACGGGGAAGAUUUAUCUCCUCUUAAUGGACUAUUGUAACACUCCUGGUACUGCUAUUACUAUUACUAAUACUACCACUAAUAAUAAUAAUAAUCACGGAUAAGUAUACAGCAAUAUAUUUUACCGAUAAUAAUAAUAAUAGUAAUGACGACGAUGAUGAUGGUGAGGAGGAUGCCGACGACAAUGCAACCGUCAUCACUAUUACUACUGAUAUGGUUUAAAAUAAUUCUCUUAAUUAUCGGCGCAUCAAGUGAUAGUUUCUACUUCACAGUAAGUCCAAAUGAUCAAGAUGUUGAAGAAGGACAACCAUUACGAUUAAGAUGUGCUGUUACACCGUCAAAAGAUAUUUACUAUUCAUGGUUGCAUAAUGGAACACGUCUACAAUUAGAGAAAGAAGGCGGUAGACGUUAUCUUGAAGUAGAUAGUAAUUUACAAAUUUUACACGCUGAUCGUGAACUUGAUCCUGGUACAUAUCAAUGUCAAGCGUUGAAUCGUUCAUCAACAUUUACUACAGCAAGUAGAGAAGCAAAAGUGAACAUUUAUUGGAUGGAUCCAGAUGUCCAUGUGUCAUUAGUUAAACCCUCACGAUACGAAGAUAUUCGUCUUGGUGAAGAGGUGGAAUUCACAUGUAAUGCUAGAGCGAAUCCACCUCUUAGUCCAGCAAAUAUUAAAUGGUUUCACAAUGGUAACGCGCGUUUACCUAACACAGAAUUUCGAAGUAAUGGAAAUUUGCGUAUAGCAGUUUUUGGUAUUGAACAUACUGGCAGUUAUCAUUGUCGAGUGAUACACGCUGCUGGUAAACUUGAUAGUAGACCACCAUUUAUUAUACAAAUGACAAAUGAUAAUCCACCAAAAUUGAUAACAGAUUUAUCAAAUCAUGAAUUUUCUAAAUUUGUUAUGCGUGGUCGUUCAGUUGAGUUGGUCUGUCCUCAACCAGGUGUACAGAAAUCAAAUGAUGCGAUUACACCGAUUACCGUAUGGGGAUUAAUGCCACGUUUAGGAGAACAACAACAACCUGUUUCAACACUAAGAGAUAUUCAAUUUGCUGAUCAAGAUUCGAAAUUAGUAAUCAAUAAUUUUGAUGUACAUCAUGUGAACUUUUAUACCUGUGAAAUUAGCUGGCCUGGUUCACCAGAUAGAUAUGUUUUCUUAUUUCAAGUUGAAAUAGCUGCUCUCUACUAUCCAAAACGAACAGAUUUCUCACCUCGUUUAAAAAAGAAUCAGCCUUAUGUUGUACGGAUAAAUGAAGAUGCCAAUCUACGGUAUUAUUCAGAUGAAUCACCAUCGAAUUCUUUCAUUACUGAUCAGAUCUCAAAUCCAACACCUAAAAUCACAUGGCAUAAAAAGGAUGAACAUCAGGCAAUUCCUGUAUGGCCUCCAGUGCUAUCAUCAUCAACGUCUCCGUCAUCACGUAUAGAAGAAUCGAAGUUACACGGUCCGCCUCCGAGAAUUUAUGCUUUACGCGGACGACAUUUAGUAAUUCAUUCUGUUACAGAAUUAGAUUCUGGAUCCUAUGAAAUGACGCUGAUCAACCCAGCUGGUCGAGCUUCUAUCGUAUUUGAUAUUUUAGUCAAUUUUCCACCAGAAUUUUAUCAACCGUUGACUCAUGAAGAGCACGCACUGGAUGAAGAUAGUUCAAUUACACUAGACUGUGGUAUUAAGAAACGUUCAAUUCCCGGAAGUAUUGUCUACUGGGAAAAAGAUCAACGAGUCUUAGAGAAAUACGCUAAUAGUCUUAUGGUUUGGGAGAACAACGGAGAGACUUUAAGAUUUCCUGAAUUGAAACCUGAAGAUCAAGGCCAAUAUCAAUGUUUUGUACAAACUGAUGGAUAUAAAGAACGAUGGGCUGGUCGUGAACAAACUUUAAUUGUAAAAGCAAAACUACAAUUUCUUCGAGAAAUACGUGAACACUUUUUGGAAAUAAAUGUACAAGGUAGAAUUCCAUGUAAGGCCAGAGGUUAUGGUACAGUAACUGUUGAAUGGUUUCGUAAAACUGGUUCUCAUUCAAAUGAUUUGCAGAGGAUUCGUCCACCUAAUCAAGUUGAAGGUGGUACACUUAUUAUUCAGUAUGUUCAAAAACAUGAUGCCGGUGAAUAUGUUUGUAUUGCUAAAUCAACGUAUAAAAAUGCUCAAAUUAAUAUGACAGUAAAAGUAAUUGUUGGGGAAAAACCUCAAAUAUCUCAAAUCAGUACAAAUCAAACAGUUCGUGUUGGUAAUCAAGUGAUAUUGAAUUGUCAUGCCUCCGGUGAUCCACAUCCACAAAUCAGCUGGAUAGUUAAAAAACCCGGUUAUAAAGUUCCAAAUGUUUAUACUCCGUUGGCGGAUACAUCAAAUGAAGCAGACAGUGGACAAUCUGGUGAUUCAUCUGUUACAAAUGAUGGAUCAUCAUCAUCAGUAGAUCAUUUACAUGAACAACAACAACAAUAUCUACAACCUUCACCAGGUUCAAAUUCUCCAGCUGUUUCAUCUGCUUCAAUAGAUCAUAGUUUAAGCAAUGCACCAAAUCCAGAUGCUGUUGUAGCUGCAAUAUCAAGAAAUAUGCAAGCUAAUGGAGGACGAGUAACAGCAUUUUCUAAUGGUAGUCUAAUUAUCAGACAUGCACAUUUAUCCGAUCAAGCUGAGUAUAUUUGUGUUGCUGGAAAUAAACAUGCUAUUAAAACACGUCAAGGUGUAUUUGUUAGAGUUUUAACUCCAGAGGAAUACACUCGACAACAACUCGGUGAAGAUGGUUCUACAACGGGUAUGAUGAAAACAAUAUUUAUUGUUGUUGGUUGUGCAGUUGCCUAUUUAGGCUUAAUUAUUGGAUUAACAGCCUUUUGUAGUAUACGUAUGGUACGGACUCGACGUAAUCGAUCACGUAAAAAUGGUGGAAAGCUACAUGAAAAUGGUCAACUACUUAAUCCUUUAAAUGAUCCCAAUAAUCCAAACAGUGGAAAGCGAGGUUCACAAGGCAGUGGUGGUGGACUAGGAGGAACAGGAAAUUUCGAAAGUGGUUUGCUGUUAGGAGGAGGUGGUACUACUGCGAUAAACACAACAGCUAAUGCAUCGCUCAGUCAUCUACCUCAUUAUGGUCGGCCAGUUUUAACAAGUACAUCGGGUACACGGAGUGGAACAAGUUAUCACGAUAACAGUACUUUACCACAUCCUCUAAUGUGUACAGAACCAAGUUCAAAUCAGCGAUCAAACAUUCCGGUUAACGAUACUAAAUGUUGGUGGCCUGUGUCUGAUAAUGCCUAUUAUGGUCAAAAUGAUGCACAAGCCAAGUUAUUGCAAACAGCAGGUGGCGGAACAAUAGAUGGAUUUGCUAAUCCAAUGACAGAUGUUACAGAUCUUAAUGGUCAAUCCUACCUUCAUGGACAUUCUAUGAUGGGUCCUUCGUGUAAUCUAAUGUUUUCGGGUCAUAAGGGUACAAGUACAGGUGUUGGUAGUAGUACCAUUGCUACAACUACAUCAGAUUCACAUCUUGUAUCAGCACCACCACCAACACCUCUUGAUUCACGAUCACAUUUUAGUGGUGUUUCUUCUGGUAAUUCAACAAGUUUAUACUCUCGAUCACUUUUAAGCGGUGCUUCCAACUUUGGCUCACCUCAUAAUCAGGCAGCUUCACAUGUGAAUGGUAUGAAUCAGUAUGAUCAAACGAAUGGUUUACACACUAUCAGUCAAACAGAUCGUAUGAAUUAUCCACGUUGUGAAUUACAAAUGGAAGGAAUCUUAGGAAAAGGGGAAUUCGGAGAUGUGUUCUUAGCCCGAGCUCGUCAUAUACAAGAAGGAGAAGCUCAGUCAUUGGUGUUGGUUAAAUCUUUGGCUUCACGGGAUGCAAUACAUAUCAAUGAAUUUCAUCGUCAACUGGAACUGUUUGGUCAAUCUGAUCAUGAUUAUGUUACACGUCUUCUAGGUGUUUGUAUGGAGCAGGAACCUUUCUAUAUUCUAUUAGAAUACUGUGAAUGGGGUGAUUUGAAACAAUUUCUACGUUGUAUGCGUGAAGAAAACUCAGCACCAUUUAAAAUGCCUCCAUUGACUUCUGCUCAAAAAAUGAGUAUAUGUAAACAAUUAGCCUUAGGUAUGGAUUAUCUAGCCCAUAUGCAUUGUGUUCAUCGUGAUUUAGCUGCAAGAAAUAUACUACUAACACAAGAUUUAGAAGUUAAAAUAUCAAGUCUUGGUUUAGCUAGAGAUGUCUAUGCAAAUGAGUAUUAUCGUCUACCAAAUACAGAACAAUACAUCCCAUUACGAUGGUUUGCUCCAGAGUUAAUCCAUGAAAUAACAACCAAUGCUUCCGCGGCUACAACUACCAAUCGACAUAUAUGCAAUGGUGGACAUGAAAAUGAAGCAAUCAAUCAACAAUUAGCUAAUCCAUCAAUACCUUAUUCUACACAAUCAGAUGUUUGGGCAUUUGGUGUAUUAGUAUGCGAAGUAUUUUCAUUAGCAGCACUUCCAUUAGCCAGGCUGUCAGAUCAAGAAAUUAUUGUAGCUGGUCAAAGAACAGCUAUGCAGGUAACUGGUGCUAGUGGAGGUUUUAAUAAAUCAAAAUCGAAUCCGUCGGAUUCAACUUCCCCGUUGAAACCAGAUUUAGUUGCUGAUAUCCCAGGUGAAUUGGGUAAUCUACUAAAUCGGUGUUGGUCACCAGCACCACAACAUCGACCGACAUUCAGUGAAAUCGCCAUAGUUAUACGUGAUCUUGCUUCAUCAUAAUAAUAAUAUUAUUAUUAUUACUGUCAAUCAUCAUCUUCUUCUUUUCCUUGCCGUAAUCUAAUCAUGUAUUCUCUUUCGUUCUUUCAUUUGUAUGUUUCUGUAAGUAUAAUUUCACUCUUCAUUUGAAAAUUUAUUUCAUCUUCAAAAAGGAGAAAGGUUGAGGUUACUCAAUUGUCAAUUGUUUGUCAAUGCAUCACUAGUAAGGGCUUAUAUAUGUAUGUAUAAAUAAAGGGGAGAAAACCAUUUUCAAGUCAUGCAUGACACUUGAUCACAAGUGGGGUCAAGUAAUCCUUUUAGCUCUGAGUUCAAAUGUCAAUGGUAAUCUAUGUUACCUUGCCAACAUACAUAUAUAACUCUCUCUCUCUCUUUCUCCUCAUUACUAUUAGUAUUAAUAUUAGUAUUGUUAUUAUUCCAGAACACUCGAAUCAACAACCAAAGUAUAACGAUAAUAUUAUCUUCUUUCUUUGACUUAUCAUUACUACUAUUUAUUUAUUUGUCAAUAGUUGGCGUUGAAAGCUGACUGCGUUUCCUGUCACAUUCAUCAUGUUUAAUAGAUCAUUUCAUUCCAUGCAAGAUAACAUAAUUGGUUUUAAUCACAUCUAUAAAAAAAAGAAAGAGCAGAUGGAUAUCUGAAAAACAAGUAAAGAAAUAAAUUUACCAGUUACAGUGCCUGCUUUUGUCUCCUAUGAACUAUUGUCAUUGAACAAAUGUUUGUUUUAGUUCUUAGCUUUAUUAUUAGCUGUUAUUGUUACUACAUGUCCAUGAAAGAGGUCCUUGACAAGUGUGUAUGUGUGUAUAUACAUAGAUACAUACAAACAUACAAUUCACCAAUUAUAUAUAGACAUUUUUAUUUGUACAUAUUUUACUUUACUGUGAACACAUUUCAUUUUCUGAUAAUUAUUAUUGUAAUAAAAUUUGAAACGAAUUAACAGACCACUGGAUUCUACCCUGGUGGUUAAAUGGUAUAUGACUUCAUUUUGUAAGCUGAAUGCCCUGAGUUCUAUUCCGAAGGUGGGCUGACUCAUGAAUGUGUGCAUUCAGCUGAAGAGAGCGCAAACAAGGCCGAAGCAGUAGUAAGCCAAUACACUAUGGAUAUCCAAUCAUCUCUUCAACUGUGAAGUCGAUUCGUGAUUGAAACUGAAAUAUAAUAUUUUAAAUGGUGAUAAUAAUAAUAAAUCCUAACUGCUUUGGAACGCAUCAACUUUCAUUUUCCUAGCUUCCUGAUUCAGUUAUCUUGUCUACUUAAUAAUAAUUAUAAUAAUAAUAUAAUAAUACUAUUGAAAAGUCAAUUUACUACCCGGUUAAACUUAACUUUCAAACGAAUCUUGAUCAUUUUUGUUCUCAUUUCCAUUGAUGGAAAUACAAUAUAUACUGGUGCUGAUUGAUACCGAAAUAUUGUUUGUGCCUAAUAUAUAAUAUAAUACAUAUGUACUCAAUAGACUGUAUUUUACUAACUAUUGCCAUGUACACUGAUACAAGAAUUAUUACCACCCCCACCCACCCCCCACCACCAUCAUUGGGUUUCUUUUUGUAGCUGUUUUAAGAUAACAACAAAAAAAUCUAUUUGCACUGUACACACUAUCAGAAAUAUGCAUUUCAAAUAUAGUAAUAAUAAUAAUGAUAAUAAUCAUCGUAGGAGAUAGGAGGGAGCACAUUUCUUCAGCCCCUCCACCCCUUUGCCCGCCUCACUCCGGUCUUUUUCUUUUCUCUGCUUCCUGGUAUUUUCUGCUAUAGGUAUAAUGCCUCCCUUUAUCCACUUCUUUCCAUGUUCUCUCUCUCUCUACUUGAGUGUAAAUCCCUUUUUAUUCACACCUUCGUUCUCGGUGUUGGAGAAGAGAAAUGCCGUGUCUUUUGUUUGUUUGUUUGUUCUCAUUACUUUAUAGUUUGAGAUGAAUAAAAACUUUGACAAGUUCUACUUUUACCUUUAUUAUUACUACUGUAUUACCAUAUCUCAUAUGUUUUGUUUCAUUUCCGUGCGUAUCAAAAGACAAUGAAAUAAAAAUACGUCUAUAUGUUUGCAUUUUUUGUUAAAAAUUCUUUAAAGAUAUAGGUAAUGUGGAUAUAUCAUUAUUAUUAUUAUUAUUAUUAU
Trichobilharzia regenti is the source of this 7776-nucleotide messenger RNA. Lineage: Eukaryota; Metazoa; Platyhelminthes; Trematoda; Strigeidida; Schistosomatidae. The record is from the annotation of a GenBank genome assembly.